This is a messenger RNA of Oppiella nova, 984 nucleotides long. NCBI's taxonomy places the organism in Eukaryota, Metazoa, Arthropoda, Arachnida, Sarcoptiformes, Oppiidae. The record is from the annotation of a GenBank genome assembly.
CCUAAUCACGUGAAAGACUCACUGGAUUUUGACUUCAAUAAGAUUGAGUUGAGUAACGGUCCGACCCCUCCCGACAUCAACUCCCGGUGCCUACAGUUAUGCAAAGACUACUUAUCCGGUGUUUGGGGCCAACAAACGGUCGAUUCGAUUGUGGUUAAGAGGGUUAUGGGAGGCGUUGUGAACCAACUCUAUUAUUGCGCUAUCGGUAGACCAGUUGCCGAUUCACAUGGUGUACCACAGGAGGUGGCUAUAAGACUGUAUGGACCCAAAUAUGAUAGUUUUGGUGAUAAUGAGACUAAAACUAAUGAACGACUCAAUGAUGUGGUGACGGCAGUCAUGGCCUCCCGGAGCCGAUUGGGGCCUAAGAUAUAUGGUUUGUUUGAAGGCGGAGAGAUAUUGGCUUUUUAUAAGCACCGGCCGUUUGGUGUUAAGGAGCAAAAGGAUCCCAAACUAAGGGCACAGGUAUUCAAGAAUCUGGCGAAAUGGCACGCAAUGGAGGCGCCCGUUAAGAAGUUUCACUCGAUGUCCCAAUGGUUAGACGGCUUGUUUGACUGUGUGGACAGGUAUCCCAAUUUGACAGCACUCAUGGAUGAGUAUGAAAUGCAAACAUUUAAGACGUAUGACCUGGAACUGGAAAAAGGGUGGCUCAAGCAGUUGAUUGAGAGCACCGGUAGUCCGUUAGUGUUCGGACAUAACGACUUUCGGAGCUCUAAUAUCAUGGUAUUGAAGGACAAGAAUAAUAACGAUAUCAGCGAUGAUACAAAUGGUGAUGAAUUGGUGGUGUUUUGCGACUUUGAUGGCUCUGGUUAUGGCUAUAGGGGACUGGACUUUGGCUCAAUUUGUUAUGAGUGGGGUCGCACGUUCAAUGACUAUAAGUUUUUACAUGUAUUUCCCGAGGACAAGGAGAUUAUACCACUAAUUGAGAUGUAUAUCACAGAAUCCGUGGCAAUAUAUGGCAAAACAUAUGCCGAAAAUCCCGUGAAU